Agrilus planipennis (emerald ash borer) is the source of this 1910-nucleotide messenger RNA. RefSeq names its product general transcription factor 3C polypeptide 5 (gene l(2)37Cd). The record is from RefSeq and is a predicted model, not a curated record. The coding region runs from base 96 to 1721 and encodes 541 amino acids. The transcript has 8 exons. NCBI's taxonomy places the organism in Eukaryota, Metazoa, Arthropoda, Insecta, Coleoptera, Buprestidae. Gene Ontology annotation, cellular component: transcription factor TFIIIC complex. Gene Ontology annotation, biological process: transcription initiation at RNA polymerase III promoter.
AUAAUCUAUGGAAAUAGCUGGAUAUAACCUAAGAUAAUGAAACAAAACAACAAGUAUAAGAGAAAAUUCUAAAGGAGAUUCAGAAAACUGUGAAAAUGUUUAAAUUGAAAAUAGUUGAUGAUAAUACUAAUCCAAAUAAAGAAGGUGGUUCAACAGUACAUGAGCAUUUUCAUGACUUUUCGAGAAAACUGAUGUGCAUAGAAUAUCCUGGUAUUGUUAACAAUGUAGACAAAAUGUUGGAAACUUUAGGAGGCUUAAACACGUUAGAAAUGGAAGUUGGCACAAGAAAAAAGUACAUCGAAUUGAAGUUUAGACCAGAUGAUAUGUACAGUAAAUCUUGUUAUGGAGAUAAAGAAAAAAAACCGGGAAUAUUAGUCAAAAUAAAGAUCCGCCAGCCCAAAGUUAAUUUAACUUCUCAAGAGCUUAAAGAAAAUUGUGCUCCAAUUUAUGAGUACGAUGUAGUAGGGGUGACGGCUAUGACCGUCAAAUUUAAAAGAAUGUGCGAUUUUCAGUAUUUGCCCUUAAUACCAAAAGAUGAAAAGGAGUCAUCCAGUUCUCAGUUGAUAAAUAUUCAUAAUAGCAUUUUUCCUAAGACAUUACCAAGUUUAUCCUAUUUAAUGUCUGAUGAUGCAAAAAACCUCCCCCUUUUUUUUCCACCGGGGGUAUUUUCAAGACAUUCUCGCCCAAUUGAUAUAAGAUAUGAUAGAUCUGAAGUGUUCAAGAAAAGCUCUAGACCUGAAAUCGCAAAUAGGUAUUUGCCAAAGAGAAAAAAUGCUCUUGAAGAAGAAGGCAAACAUAUAGUAACAAAUACAAGAAAGUCUAGAACUACCCACACAGUUUUUAUGAAAUUUGAAGAUCAAUCAUGUCCAAGUAAACCACCGCCCUUAGAAAUGUGCCCCAUUGUAAAGAUAGACCUUUCUGACGAGUUGGAAAAAAUAAAACAACUGUUUUCCGACAGGCCAAUUUGGUCAAAAACUGGAAUCCAACAUCAUACACAAAUAUCUUCAACUAGACUAAAACACUUAAUUUCACAUGUGGCAUAUCAUAUGGUAACAGGGCCGUGGCGAAUAAUGUGGGUACGAUUUGGUUGUGACCCCAGAAAAGACCCGAAUAUGCGCAUUUAUCAAACGUUUGAUUAUCGGAUUCGAGCAGUUGCUGGGUUGAAAGCAAGAGUAAGUGCUAGAGCUACACCCAAAGCUUACGGGUUUCACGGAGACCUAACAAAUAUAAAAAAAUUCCGCUUGGAGGACCACCUUUUCGAUGAUAAUAAAACUGCCGAAGUUCCCACAGAAAAUCAUUACAUAUUACGUCCAGGUGUUAUUCCUGCAUUUAGACAAACGCUGUACCAAUAUUGCGAUUUACAAUUGCCUGAAAUACAAUUGAUGUUUGAGAAGUUACCCAAAGUCCCUCCAGAUGCAAAAUGUCAUCCUAAAAAUGGCUGGUUGCCUGAAAACUUUACCAAUCAGUGCAGAGAAAUUGUAAAUCAAUAUGUAUUAGAGGCCGUUGAUAGCACAAGUCCUUUGCAGGAUCAAGCAGAUAUAAAUAACGAUUUAAGAGAAACAGAAGAUGAUAUGGAUGAGGAAGAGGGUAGACUUUAUGAUUCUGAUUCUUCAGGCGAAGAAAAUGAGAACAAUGAUUAUCAGUCAGAUGAAAUUAUAGAUGAAGAAGAGAUUCGAGAUAUGGAAAGUUUUUUAGAAGAUAUAAUCAAGGACUCUUAUUAGUGAUAUGCACAUGUGCGGAACCCUGGGAUAGGUUUCAAUCAAAUAAUAUGAUUUGACUUCUAACUAAAGUUUUAUAGCCUAUGCAAAAGUCUUUAUACAAAUGGACUUAUUCCUGUAAUUAAUAUGUCUUCAAUAAAAAUAGAAAUUACAGUAUUGAAGUUUACCCUAAAUACGAAUUAAUUAAUUACC